UUUUGUCUAUGGCUAACUUUUGACAUUUUGCAUGUAGAAAAAAAAACAUUAGUCUAUGAUCCAAGAUGGCGCUCAAAGCACUUGUCGGACAAAAGAUUAUGAAUGAGGUGAUCCGCUACCGCGGACCCAAGGGGAAGGAGUCCCAGCGCAUAGAAUGGCGGAUCCUGAUAGUGGACCAGCUGUCCAUGCGCAUGGUGUCCGCCUGCUGCAAGAUGCACGACAUCUCUGCAGAGGGGAUCACCUUGGUAGAAGACAUCCACAAGAAAAGGGAGCCUCUCUGUACUAUGGAUGGGAUCUACCUGAUCACCCCGUGUGAGAAGUCGGUGCACGCACUCAUCAAUGACUUCUCAGUUGGAAACCGCAUUAUGUACAAGGCAGCCCAUGUGUUUUUCACUGAAGCUUGUCCAGAUGCAUUGUUUGAUGAAAUAUCUCGUAGUCCAGUAGCUAAAUAUAUCAAAACACUAAAGGAAAUCUACAUUGCUUUCAUACCUUAUGAACAACAGGUGUUCUCUCUGGACUCGCCGGACACGUUCCAGUGCAUGUACAACCCGGCGCUGACGCAGACGCGCAACGCCAACAUGGAGCGCAUCGCCGAGCAGAUCGCCACGCUGUGCGCCACGCUCGGCGAGUACCCCUCCGUGCGGUACCGCAGCGACUGGGAGCGCAACGUGGAGCUAGCCCAGCUGAUCCAGCAGAAGCUGGACGCGUACAAGGCGGACGAGCCGACCAUGGGCGAGGGCCCGGAGAAGGCGCGCUCGCAGCUGCUGGUGCUGGACCGCGGCUUCGACUGCGUGUCGCCGCUGCUGCACGAGCUCACGCUGCAGGCCAUGGCGUAUGAUCUGCUGCCGAUUGAGAAUGACGUGUACAGAUACGACGCGUCGCAAGGCGGCCCCAUGAAGGAGGUGCUGCUGGACGAGAACGACGAGCUGUGGGUGGAGCUGCGGCACCAGCACAUCGCCGUCGUGUCCACCUCCGUCACCAAGAACCUCAAGAAGUUCAGCGACUCCAAGCGCAUGGGUGGAGGAGACAAGCAGUCCAUGCGCGACCUCUCGCAGAUGAUCAAGAAGAUGCCGCAGUACCAGAAGGAGCUGUCGAAGUACGCGACGCACCUGCGCCUCGCCGAGGACUGCAUGAAGGCGUACCAGGGCUACGUCGACAAGCUGUGCAAGGUCGAACAGGACCUCGCCAUGGGCACCGACGCUGAGGGUGAGAAGAUCAAGGAUCACAUGAGAAGCAUUGUGCCUGUGCUGCUCGACCAGGCAGUGACCAACUACAACAAGAUGCGCAUCAUCGCGCUGUACAUAAUGUCUAAGAACGGCAUCUCGGAGGAGAACCUCAACAAGCUGGUGACGCACGCGCAGCUCGAGCCCUCCGACAAGCAGACGCUGCUCAACCUCGCCAACCUGGGGCUCAACGUCGUCAUUGAUGGCAAUCGCAAGAAGCAGUACCAAGUGCCGAGGAAGGAGAGAAUCACUGAACAAACCUACCAGAUGUCUCGAUGGACCCCAGUUGUCAAGGAUAUCAUGGAAGAUUCUAUUGAGGAUAAACUGGACCAACGCCACUUCCCAUUCUUGGCUGGUCGCGCCCAGACUUCAGGAUAUCAAGCACCAACAAGUGUCCGCUACGGCCACUGGCACAAGGACAAAGCUCAGCAAACUGUCAAGAACGUGCCGCGGCUGAUCGUCUUCAUCGUUGGAGGCGUGUCGUUCUCUGAGAUCCGCUGCGCGUACGAGGUGACGGCGGCCGCCAAGAACUGGGAGGUGAUCAUCGGCUCCUCGCACAUCCUCACGCCGGAGACCUUCCUGUCCGACCUCAGCUCGCUCACCGCCUAGGCGACACGUACGUCGCCACGUUUAACAACUUAAUAAGAGAGGCAUAGCGCAAUAAGGUCUUUGCGCGUGCAUAACGUUUUAAAAUAAUUAUGUUUUUUUUUCUCUAUCAAGCAAACAAUUGUUGUUACCAAACAGAGCAUACUUAAAAUUGUAAUUAGUAGAAAGGGAGAGCUCUUUGACUGCAGUGUUUUACGUUAUGGAAUCUGUCUCGAGAUCCAUGAGUUAUUUAUUUUAAUGUGAUAUAUUCUUAAGUUUUCUAGAAAAGCUAAACAUUUUUUAUUACUUAAAGCUCUUUUAUGUUGAAUAAGAAAUUAAAUUAUUAUUGUUGACGUUAUUAAAUUUUAAAGUUUCAAUCAAGUUAUCUUUGCUUCUAAUAGUAAGUAGAAAUCUAGAUUUUAAGGCAAAGGUUUCAAGCAUUUUAAUAUCAUAUAAUAAAGAUAUGAUACUAUUAGCUUAUCUUAUUUGAAUUGCCAUUUAUUAUUUUAUUCUAUUAAAAUAUCUGCUACAUGACUAAAGCAAAAUUCUACUGGCCUUCAGAUUGCCUUUAGUAGUAUUAUAAUUUUAUUUUAGAUCUUGUAAUCUUCAAUCACAAAGUGCUGAAAUGUUCUUAUUGUGUAGAUUUAUAUAAAUAAUUAUAUGAAAAUGGCAAUUAUAAAAAUAUAUAUGUACUACUAAAGUAGUAAGUAUUAAAAUAUUUGUAAGUCUUGCAAAUAUUAUGCCUUUAGCAUAUGUGUGUUUAGCAUUUAGGUUUGCUUUCGUCAUCUGUUUAAUGCCAAAUGCUAGAUCUUACGCUGUAGUGUAAUAGAAGUGAAUAUCAGUCGAAUAUACAUAUACAAACAUCCCAAAUACUUGCAUCUAAAGCUAAGUUUUUCGAAAUUUUACUCAAGUAUUUAUUAAUAUUACUGUUUCGACCGGCAUUAUAAAAUUGCAUAAUGACGACAUAAAUAUGUAUAUGUAAGUCCGUAUUUGUAUAAAAUAUAAUCUUAAUAUUUAUUUUGUCUACAUUCCAAUGUCUAUGUGUAGUCUGUAUUUUAAACUCUCUUUGUCACAACAAUUUUAAUAAUAAUCAUUCUAACUUUCAAGCACUACAUUUCAACCAAACUGAAAGUUAAGAAAGUUCUACUAAUGUAGGGAUCAUUUAGUGAAUGUAUAAAUUUGUAGCUUUGAGAAGUUAUUUCGCUAUAUUCCCAAAAUAAUUUUAAUCCCAAGCAUUAUUACUACCCCAUCUGCAUCUAAGUGAGACAGAAAAAUAUGACCUGAAACAUGAGUGUCUCACACCUUCAUGCAUUCUACCUGCACUAGUUCAUGAAAUAUUGCCCACAAAAAUAUUUAUCUUGUGAGUGUGUUUCAAUAAUAGCAAGCCAAUUAUUAUUCUCAAUGAUUAGGAUGGUAAUUCAAAUUUUAAAACCAACAUUUAAUAAAUUACAAUUGGCCGUAACUAGUUGAUUCUUACUAAUGUUGAUGAUACCGUGUACCUAUGUAUUCUAUGAUAAUCAAUCAUGUUUGUGCAAUUAUGUAGAUAUAAUGUUUGUUUAGACAUACUUGUGUCAGUAUUCAAUCGUUAACAUUUAAUAAAUUAUUAUAAUGGUAAA
This is a messenger RNA of Plutella xylostella (diamondback moth), 3424 nucleotides long. RefSeq names its product Syntaxin-binding protein Rop (gene Rop). NCBI's taxonomy places the organism in Eukaryota, Metazoa, Arthropoda, Insecta, Lepidoptera, Plutellidae. The record is from RefSeq and is a predicted model, not a curated record. Gene Ontology annotation, biological process: vesicle-mediated transport.